AAUGACAUCACAAUGCCAGCUUUUGAGAACUUAGAUAUUUUAGCUGUCCCUGCUAGGUAUUGUACAUUUAGUGUUAGUAGUUUCAGUCUAGAGUAAUUAAGCUAAUGUAACCAAGUCACCAGAGCCCUCCUGUGGCAAAACUAUCCAUCCCGAGUUUCAUCUCUCCUAUAUUCAUCUCUGAACUCAUUUUUUGGUGGAGAGAGUGACUGGAUUUGGUACAGGAAACACCCUGAGAUAUCAAUUAGAGAAUGUCCAACUUCAUGUCAUGCAAAUUAAGAACUUUUCUCGGUGAGCCUAUGGGAGAGAAAUGUGUUGCCUUUGUGGAUGGAGUUGGUAGAGACCUUGCCAGAAGUCUAAUAACCUGUGGUUAUGAUAAGGCAUAUGUAUUAUUGGGUCAAUUCCUUCUCAUGCACAAGAAAGAAGAAGAAUUCCAGAUGUGGCUCAGGAUGUCAUUUGGUGCCACUCGCCAAGAAGCUCAUAUGAUAGCCAAUUGCCUUCGAGAAUGGUGUAACAGUUUCAUUUAGAAACUGACUCAGCACCUCUUCUUCCAUGGUAGCUCUGAACCACAGGACUAAACCUCUUGGUGUGCUGUAAAA
Molecule: messenger RNA, 596 nt
Organism: Monodelphis domestica (gray short-tailed opossum)
Lineage: Eukaryota; Metazoa; Chordata; Mammalia; Didelphimorphia; Didelphidae
Gene: BANF2
Product: BANF family member 2
Biological process (GO): chromosome organization
Cellular component (GO): condensed chromosome; nucleus
Molecular function (GO): DNA binding
Source: RefSeq, a predicted model, not a curated record